AUGGCAAUCUAUUGGGGUGUUAAUCGAUUUGAGAUGUAUUUGCGCGGGAAAGAAUUCAAAGUUGUUACGGACCACAAACCACUUCUGAAAAUAUUCUCUACAGAUUCUAAUCCAAACGCGAGACAGCAACGCUGGGUACUCAACCUGCAAGGAUAUCGAUUCACAUUGACGUACGUUCCAGGUAAAACUAAUAUUGCCGAUCCGCUUUCACGGCUGGCACAAGUCGAUAGUCGUAGCUGCGAUAAUUCAUGUGAAAAAGACUUAUGGGCUAUUGUUGAAAGUGCUUUGCCAUCGACGGUAUCUAUGACAGAAAUAAUACAAGCUUCUGAGGAAGAUGCCACAUUUGAGAAACUUCGCAGCGCGAUUAACGUGGGAACAUGGACCAGUGAUUUGAAACAGUAUUACCCCUUUCAAGGUGAGCUGUGCCGCGUGAAUAAUUUAAUAUUACGGAUGAACAGAAUCGUAGUUCCUGAGAGGCUUCGUGCUAGGGUUCUAGAUCUAGCACACAGCGGACACCCAGGGUGUAACAAGAUGAAGCGGAGAUUGAGAGCAGCGUUAUGGUGGCCUGGGAUCGACAAAGCCGUAGAGUUGAGGUGUAAGCAAUGUCUACAAUGUCAAGCCGUAGGAAAAGGACCUAACCCUGAACCACUGCAGAUCAGAGCGAUGCCAACAAAACCGUGGAGCCACCUGAGUGCAGAUUUUCUGGGACCGCUACCGAAUAACAAGUUUCUGUUCGUACUUGUGGAUUACUACAGUCGAUAUUGCGUGGUGGAAGAGAUGAUAACAACCACUUCUGCUGCUAUCAUUAAACGCCUCGAACGCAUAUUUACAAGACUGGGAUUGCCCGAUGUUCUGACGACAGAUAAUGCAGCUAACUUUUGCAGCCAGGAAUUUAAAGACUUUUGCGUCGAUAACGGCAUUCGCCUUACACAUACAACACCAUAUUGGCCCGCUGCUAACGGAGAAGUUGAGCGGCAGAAUCGCUCAAUUCUGAAAGCGUUGAAGAUCGGGCAGCUGAACAACGAAAGUACGGAAAAAAGCCUGCAGCAGUAUCUAUAUAUGUACUCUGUUACCCCACACUCAGUUACAGGUGCAUCACCAGCAGAACUAAUGUUUGGCAGACGUUUCAAAGAUCGGUUUCCUCAUAUAGAAUGGGAAAAGAUAGUGGAUGAAGAAGUAAAGGAUCGAGACCUCGUAGCAAAAUAUAAUUCGAAACUAUAUCGCGAUAAAAGUGUUAAUGCUAAAGAAUCUGAUAUUUCCGUUGGUGACCAAGUCUUAAUGAAGAUGCACCAUAAACCAAAUAAAUUGGCUCCAAAUUUCCAUCCUAAUCCAGCUCUGGUUAUAAAUAAAACCGGUAACAGUGUCACAGUUAAAUCAACGAGCGGAAAUAUAUAUCGGCGCAAUUCAAGUCAUCUAAAAUCUGUUCCAGCUACUUCGAGCAUCAAUAACUACGUCAAUCGAGAAUUAGAAGCGGACGCUGAUCCUACAGUGUCAGAUAACACAUCAGCAGGGAGCGGACAAACAGUUGUGACAAAUGAAUCGUCGGAAACUGCAGCUGACCGUCCGAAGCGUCAAUUAAGAAUACCUGUGAAGUUUAAAGACUACGAUAUGAAUUUUCAGUAA
Messenger RNA from Sabethes cyaneus, 1623 nucleotides. RefSeq lists its product as uncharacterized. The transcript has a single exon. The record is from RefSeq and is a predicted model, not a curated record. Bases 1 to 1623 code for a protein of 540 amino acids. Gene Ontology annotation, biological process: DNA integration. Lineage: Eukaryota; Metazoa; Arthropoda; Insecta; Diptera; Culicidae. Gene Ontology annotation, molecular function: nucleic acid binding.